GGAACUUCCCCCAAGGAUUCUCAGGGGCGGUCCUGGAGGCAGAAGUAGACGCCUGGCAGCGCCCAGCUUCCCGCAGCAAAUUCACUCCACGGGUGAAUGAGAGGCACACCAAGGCUAAGAACCUCGCAGCCUCCUUCUCGCGCUGCCCGUCCGUAGGGCGGGACUGACCCUCCCUGACCCUGGCCGGGAGGUGGUUGGAGGGGUUCUUGCGCGCUGCCGCACCGCGUGUCUUCCAAGCACGUCGCAAGAGGCAGGCGCCUGCCAUCCCAGAAGGCCACCUACGCUGCCUGGGAGCCCGGCCAAGCGGCCCCAGGACUGGGGCGGAACCCAGGCUAGACUCCGGAGCAGCCAGGACCUUCCCGACCGUCCCACCUGCAGCGCGCCCUCAGGGCCGGCACGCGGCGCCGUGGGAGCACCGCGCAGGCCCUCCGGCACAGGUGCGCAGGCGCGCAGCCCGCUUCGCAGCUCCUCUUCCGUGGCCGCUAGUUAGGGGAGCGCCUUUGACUUUGUGAGGCCCACGACGGCAGCGCCGGCGCCAGCUCCAGGUCUUGUAGGGCACGAUGUCUGAACAAGAGCGUAUACAGGAAUGCCUGAGGAAGGAAAUAAGGUCACUUCUCAUUUCCACCAAAGAUGGUUUGACCCCACAGCAGUUGGAAAAGGAGUACCUUUUGAUGGUUGGCAACCAUUUACCACUCCGAAUCCUUGGGUAUCGGUCCACCAUGGAGCUGGUGUUGGAUAUGCCUGAUGUUGUCAGUGUCUGCCCCUGUGGGGACGGUACUGUAAUACUGAAAGCCAUUCCAGAUGAAUCCACCAAAGGAAUAGCAAGUUUAGUUGCAAAACAGAGGGGCAACCAUAAGGUUCGAAACUCCGUGCGGAGGGGAAGGGCCAGUGUUUGCUCUGGGCCCAGCUCUCAACGGCAAGUACCUUACCGAGGAAGGGUGCCCCCUAUUCUUCCAGCUGUCGUGAAGAGUGAGUUGAAAGACCUCUUGGCGUUAUCUCCUGUUCUCCUUUCUGAUUUUGAAAACGCAUUUGCCAAGCGAUUUGGACGAUCAUUCCAGUAUGUGCAGUAUGGCUUCUUCUCUAUGUUUGAAGUGCUGAAUGCCGCUGCAGAUGUCAUUUCUGUAGAACAGACCAGAGCAGGUUCUUUGUUGAGGCUGAAGAAGAGCCUAUCCGAGGAAAAGCAGAGAGGAUGGCCAGCAGGUAAAAUUUUUACCCAGCCUUUUAGAAGGAAGCAACAAGGGUCAUAUCCCACAGUCUCCCCAGUAGCAAUGGCACGCUUUUCACAACCCACUUCAAACAGGGAACCACCGAAGCAAAUACUGGACGUGGAGAAUAUUUCUAGGUCAAAUGUGGUGGAGACGUCAAGGCUGAAUCACACUGAAAAAUUAAACCAGUUGGAGAAUACCUUCAAAUCAGUUAUUGCACAAACUGGACCUGGAGGGACUAUCAAUCCAGAGCUAAAACAUAAGAUAAAAUUUGUUGUAUCCAGAUUUCCAGAGGGUUUACUUAUUUCUAAACUUCUUGGAGAGUUUGAGGUAAUUUUUAAAGAGCAACUUUCACCCAAAAAACUGGGCUUCUUAAAUGCGACCGAGCUUGUUGGAGCUCUUAGUGACAUUCUCCAUGUUGAGUUCAGGGAAGGAGAACAAGACUUGCUGGUGUUUGAUGCUGAUAUGAAGCCUCUACCACCUGAUGGAGCUGUGUCAUCAGUCAGAAAUUCAUGUUUAGUUCAAUCAGAUAAGAAAAUAGAAGCCAAAGCUUGUGUGUCCAGUCCUCCUAGAAAUUCACUGUCUACUACUGUUAUCAAGGAGACUACACGGGAUUACCCUUCAAAAAACCACAAAGAGCCAGAACAGAAGAUUUGCAAGAAGCCUAAUCUGGUGGUAAAGCCUUUACAGCUGCAAGUAGAAAUUAAAUCACAGCUCAACUUGGCAAUGGCAAGUCAUGAUAUCCCACCUGAUGCUGUACGGGACAAGAAAUUAUGCAAACUACCCCCAUUAGGUACCAGUACCCUCGUGGGGGUCUUUGUGGAGUAUAUCAUCUCUCCUAGUCAAUUCUACAUCCGAAUCUAUAGCAGGGAUUCAUCAGAGUUACUUGAAGACAUGAUGAUUGAAAUGCGGCGCUGUUAUUCUAAUCAGCUGGUUUCUGAUCGAUAUGCCAUGCCAGAGUAUUUUAUCCAACCGGGACAUCUCUGUUGUGUAAGGAUUUCUGAGGAUAAGUGGUGGUAUCGGGUCAUUAUCCAUCGAAUUCUUGGGAAACAGGAAGUUGAAGUGUUCUAUCCAGACUUCGGAAAUAUUGGAACUGUUCAGAAGUCCUCCCUGAGGUUCCUCAAGUGCUGCUACACCAGGCUUCCAGCUCAGGCUAUCCCCUGUUCUUUGGCUUGGGUGAGACCAGUAGAGGAACAUUGGACAUCCAGAGCUAUUUUGCAGUUCCAGAAGUUGUGUGGUUUGAAGCCAUUAGUGGGGGUAGUGGAUGAAUAUGUAGAUGGAAUCCUUAACAUUUUUCUGUGUGAUACAUCCUCACAUGAAGACAUCUAUUUCCAUCAUGUCUUGAGAACAGAGGGCCAUGCUAUCGUAUGCCGAGAAAAUGUCCCUUCUAAGGGUUUCAGAGACCUCAACCCUUUAACUUUAUACACUAAGUCCAGUGCAGGGCCAGAGGACAUUGUCCUGACAGAACUGGGUUAUCCUUCCCAGCAACACUAUUUUAAUGAAGAUCGAGAGAUAAGUCCACAAUCAAAAGAGAGAGAAUUAUAUACCCUGCGAGAUAUUAAUGAUGAAAAGGCUUUCAGUCACCUUAAGUCAGUCACCUCAAAGGAGCUGUUAAAGGAUUCUGAAUUCAGUUCUUUGAAAACCCAAGAGAAGAGCUGUGAAGACGAUCCAAAGUGUUCCUUCUCCGAGCUAAAAGAUCUGAAGGAAGAAGAUGAGGAUGAGAUUCCCACUGGAAUGCCAUGCCUGGAGUCAGUAACCAUAGGUGAUGAUAUAUGGGAUGAGAACUGGUUACCUUUGCAGGCUGGAAUGGGAGAAGGAAGUGAUGCUGCCUCCCACUUAUCUACCUCAAGCCUUGGUGGAAAGAAACCAUAUUCAUCAUGUAAAGAAAUGCCACAGAAGGAUUGGUGUUUUUCUACACCCAAAGAUAUAUGGGAUGAUUCAUGGCAGCCUUCAGGUCUUGUGAGUGAAAAGAAAGUAGAAGUUCAAAACCUAGAAGGACUGGGUGCUCAAGAAAAAAAUACUGGCACAACCAGAAUUCAAAAGCAACCAGACUUAAAGAGUUCCUCAGAUUCUCCCGCGUUGCCCGAAUUGGAGGAGCUCUACAUCUCUCUUAUCCAGUCGCAGCAGUCAGCAGAAGGUGGCCAAUUUGAGCCUAGCAGCAUUGAGACUCGGCCAGAGCAAAUUCAGCUGUCCACAGCAGCGCUCAACUCAACUCCUGCAGUGGUCGCUUCCCCACAAAAACACUCUGGUUCAGAUACAAAACCUUUGUCAGAUACAUCUGUUGCAAAUAUUUCAGUGGAAAGCUCUCCAGAGAGCCUAGAGAAUGAAGAUUUUUCUAGUAGCCAUGCUAUUACAGUGUUCAAAGAUAAGAGUCAGGGAGCCAUGGACCAGCUGUCUUUGAUUUUGUCUCCUGAGCACCAGAUUUCUCAGAAGCUCUACAUUCCUCGAAGCACAGCCACUGCUGCCUUAGGAGCUGCUGCGCGGCUAGCCACAUCCAGGAGCCUCCUGCACUGGUACCCCAGUGUGAAAAGGAUGGAAGCAUGAGAGAGCAGGGAGGAUAAAAUAAACUAGAUGCUUAGGGCAUGGUGACCUCCCAGGCCAAAAGAAGAAGGAGGUAUUGAGACAAAGUAGUAUUUUGAUGGUUGAUGCUUAUGUCUUUCUGUGUGACUCUUCGUUAGCUUUGUUAUGCUAACAGUCCGCUUUGUUGUGUAAGUAUUGAUGUUUAAUGUUAAUUUUCAUUUU
Balaenoptera ricei (Rice's whale) is the source of this 3947-nucleotide messenger RNA. It is a transcript of the gene TDRD5, whose product is annotated as tudor domain containing 5. The record is from RefSeq and is a predicted model, not a curated record. NCBI's taxonomy places the organism in Eukaryota, Metazoa, Chordata, Mammalia, Artiodactyla, Balaenopteridae. The coding region runs from base 561 to 3749 and encodes 1062 amino acids. Gene Ontology annotation, biological process: spermatogenesis; germ cell development. The transcript has 20 exons.